Molecule: messenger RNA, 3448 nt
Organism: Alligator mississippiensis (American alligator)
Lineage: Eukaryota; Metazoa; Chordata; Crocodylia; Alligatoridae
Gene: MLIP
Product: muscular LMNA interacting protein
Exons: 16
Coding region: 105-3092 (995 amino acids)
Biological process (GO): negative regulation of transcription by RNA polymerase II
Cellular component (GO): nuclear envelope; sarcolemma; PML body
Molecular function (GO): lamin binding; transcription corepressor activity
Source: RefSeq, a predicted model, not a curated record
UGCCUGAUAGAGUUCUGUCUCACAACUUAAAACAUACAGUGACAUCUAACAUGUAGUCAGAUUAAAUCACUUCUACCCAGCAUCUGAGACUUUUUUUCUGGGACAUGGAGUUAGGGAAACAUGAAAAGGAAAUCCCAGCAAAAGAGAACUUAAAAGAAAAACUGACGCUGCAUGCUACAUAUGGACAACGGACAGAGGAAAGAGAUCUUCAUUUCACCAGUCCACUGAAGUUCCUUAAUACGGAACAGGUCCCUUCUGGUGAAUCUGGAAGCAAACCCUUGACCUUCACAUUUGUUCCAUAUAUUGGACAACUUCCAACUCACUUUGAAGUUGUAGAUGCCUCCAAAUUCCUUGUGAAAAUUUCAGAAGAGCCAAAUGCCGACACCAGACAAGAAAUUAUAAAUAAGUCUCACAUACGUUCUGGUGACCUGGCCUUCAAAAGUCAAUUCCAGCAAGACAGCAAAUCUACCUUUCACCCAGAAAGCACCCAAAAGAUUUUCCAGCCCCAAGGGCAUAACACAGGCAAAAGAAAAAUGCAGGAGAAUGACCUUUUUAAGGCUGAAUUUAUCUUUAUUACGGACUCUGGUGAAGAAGAUGAAGAAACUAUUGCCAGAAACAAAGUUCAACCGCCUUCUAUAGGGAGCUACGGGCAUACAAUAUUCCAGUCCUCCAGUACAUCUCUUGAUCCUACCGCAUCGAACAAACCUCUUAGUGACAUGAAUGUUCCACGGUCACAAGGUGCAGCGUUUUCUCACGGUGCUACUGGUCAGUUAACUUCUCUUUCUACCUCUGACCAUCUUUUCCAUAAACCACCUGCUAUCCGUUUAAUUUCUCCAACUAAUCUGAAAGUAAAGCGUGACCUGGUUAGCUCGAAUCAAGCCUCUUCACUGGAAGGAUCCUAUAACAAGUGUCAGUCUGCAACUGGGUCUUCUAAACAAGAUUCAUCUACAUGUUUUCAGGCUACUACUCAUAGUUCACCCAAUUCCAAGUCCAAACGAUCCGACUAUGAAUUAAGUAGCCCUUCUUCCAGUUCUCAGUUUUCCAGUAGUUCUCAAGUGCCAACCAUUUCUAUACCUGACUGUGCUUAUAAACCAUCACAAGUCACUAGGUCAGGGCUUCCAAAUGGGAGUGGAAGUCUAUCCUCAGAUGUUCCCAGUUCAAGCAAAAUUCAAGACUUGUCAGCCCAGUCUCUGCCCUCAUGUUCUUUUAAAAGAUCUGUAUCUGCCAUACCUGUCCAUAUCACAGCACAUUUAUUAUCACCUAGUCCUAAACCUCUGUCCUCUCCAUUUUAUAGUUCCUCCUCAACCAUAUGUAGUAUAAAUGAGCCUUGCAGUCAAAUGUCACCUAGUGGAAAUCAACUGAAGCCAGAUAUUAGAGCCUCCCUGCCAACAAGGCUCACUCUUUUAACUGCUGUCCUGAAGUCACACCCUUCUCAGCAAAGACCAUUAUCCCCUGCUUCUUGCCCUGCUACCUUUUCAGUUAACUCCCUUGGCUCCUCAACACUCUCAAUAGAUCAAAAGUUUAUAACAACUCCACCUACCCCUAAGAAAUAUGUCUCAGGCUUUUCUGUUAGGUCAGACUCUCCAAGCCGAGAAGAACAUCAGCCACUGGGAUUUUCUCAUGUGCCUAUAUCUUCAAAGGCCCAUCAUCCACCUCGAGCUAGAUCCCUUUCCCCUAGAAACCACCUUUAUGCUAGACCCCUAUCUCCUGACUCGUUAAGUCCUCUGUCAUCCACUGUUUCUUCCUAUAGAAAGACAGUUGUCUCUCCACUAUUACAGCCAAGCUUCCCUACUUAUUCAAUGCCUUCUUGUGUCCCAAGACACUUUUCUUUGAACCCUGAAUCUUCUCCUACAAAACAGAUGCAUUACCCUAUCUCCAAAUCCCAAAUACCUGAGAAGUCAAGGCGAGUACAUACCUACUCACCCACCUUCAUCUGUAAAUCACAUCCUUUGUCCUCUCCUUCCAAUCAAAGGGGCACAUUUUCCCCCUCUUUUGAGAUAUGCUCUUCUCCUUCUCCAAAUCCUUUAAACCCUACAUAUAAAUCCAAAGCAAGUUCAGCACAGAGGUUUGCUCAGGAGUUCAGUGAUGCCUCCCCUGCCCUUUCAAAUGCCUCAAUGCAAUUGUCUUCCUCGCAUCCUAAUUCUAUAUCACCUAUUCCUUCACCUUGUUAUAGUCAUCCCCACUCCUCAAAACUUAGUUCCUCAUCAUUGCGCCCAAGUUAUAGAGUUUAUUCCUCACCUCUGAGACCUGAGCAAUCAGCCACCUCAUCAGUAGCACAGUGUAGAUCUCCUGUUUCAGACCGGUCACCUUGUCCACUUCUAUCAAGAUCCAGAGAGCUGACUUCACCACAGACUUUUUCACUGUCUUCUGACCAUGAAAACACAAAAGCCAAGCAAUACAAGAUCAAGACAAGUUACAAGGCUUUUGCAGCAAUCCCUACAAACACAUUACUUAUGGAGCAGAAGGCAUUAGAAGAGCCAACUAAGAAAGCAAGUGAGACUGAGCUCACCACUUUGGACACACAUUCAGAGAUGUGCUCCCCUGCCCAGCUCAGGCAGCAAACUGAAGAACUCUACGCAACCAUUGAUCAAGUCUUACAGGAUCCAUUGCCUAUGCGCCGGUGUGAAUCUUCUCCAAGUUUCCUGCAGACACCCAUGGAUUCAGAUACAGGCAAAAUGUCUACAGUGCCGCAGAGAACAGCUGGAAGGGAAACCAAAUAUGCUAAUCUUUUCUUAUCAGCACCUGGAAUGACAGAGAGUCAACUGACAAAACCUGGUGUCAUUCGUCCAGCACCAGUGAAAACAAAAAUCUUGUUAAAAAAAGAGGAACCAUAUCAACCAAACCCUUUCAAAAAAUAUCUUGAAGAAAGCAGAGACCCAGAUAUUGAACAGCCCAGUCAUCCUAUAGUGCCUAUUCCAGAAAAUGAAGCACUAAGCUCGAAGGAGCUUCAUUCUGCAACAACACAAAACAAAUCAAACCUGCCGCCUACCCAUGAAAGCAAAGAAACAAGCAAAGAAAAAAUUCCAGAGCCUGAAAGCACUCUCUACAGUGAGAGAUUCAUGCCUGCAGAAGAGCAGAGGGACACUGCUUAAGAGGUUUCCAAAAAGAUAAUUUUGUGUCUCUGCCAGCUGUGACUAGGAUCAGAAGCUAAAACUGUAGUAUUUUGAAGCCUAUUCCAAAGCUGUGAUGAAAUCUAUGCCACAGAUGGAUAUAAAGGUUGCGUUUUAGAAUUGCUUUUAUAUAUAACUGCUAUGCAGCUAGUAGCAUUUGAAGCUAUAUUCAAGAGAUAAAUAAUCUGGAAUGUACUAGCAAAAAGAGCCCUAGAGAUCUAUAAAUGAAUAUGAAGUGUUUGCUAUCGUUUUAAUGUACAGCAGAAAGCACAUAGCACAUAUACUUUAGAAACAGGUUGUAUUUUGAAAUUAAAUAAAGUUGGACUGUGCCUAUAUUA